Rhopalosiphum maidis (corn leaf aphid) is the source of this 703-nucleotide messenger RNA. Its product is annotated as GILT-like protein 1. Gene Ontology annotation, molecular function: oxidoreductase activity, acting on a sulfur group of donors, disulfide as acceptor. The coding region runs from base 17 to 694 and encodes 225 amino acids. The record is from RefSeq and is a predicted model, not a curated record. The transcript has 5 exons. Lineage: Eukaryota; Metazoa; Arthropoda; Insecta; Hemiptera; Aphididae.
ACGAAGAAUUAUCAUCAUGAACAUGAAAACUUGCUUUGCAUUUUUAGUUUGCGCAAUGAGUAUUGCCGCAAUAAACGCCACAACGCAUGCCCCAAUUCCUUUACAAAAUAAGUUGGAUUUGUCAAUUUACUAUAGUGCUCGUUCUACCGAUAGCAUAAAAUUCAUUUUAACAAAACUUAAGCCACUCUACUGCAAAAUACAAAAAUAUGUGGAAUUAAACUUGGUGCCUUUUGGCAAAGGUUAUAGUACAAAUAUUGGAUUCUUUUGCCAGAAUGGCCAUAUUGAAUGUCGUGCUAACACAAUACAUAACUGUGUGUUUGACAAAUUGUCUAGAAAUUCUACAGCUCAUAUGGAGUACUUGAGUUGUGCAUUAGAACACGUUGAUAAUACAAUACAUGUUGAAGAAAAGUGUGCUGGUCGUAUUGGACUCAGCAUAGAUGAAAUUCAAUCAUGUGCUACUAGCCGAGCGGGCUAUUUGCUAAUGCUAGAAGCUGAAAUACAAACUAAAGAUCAAACACAUGGACCUCGCUUUGUACCUUCAUAUGUAUUUGAUGAAUUUUACAACGAACGAGAUCAAAGACUCGCAAGCACAGAUUUUGAAUCAACACUUUGUGAAAAAUUAAUCAAAGACCACGGGUUUUCAAAUGCUUGCAGUAAGAUUAAUAAUGUUUUGAGAGUGAAUGAAGUUUGUUAAUUACUUAAA